CGUGAAUAUUGAGAUGUAUUUUCAUCAUUUAGGUAUAAUUUGUGUAGAUAACACUAAUUACUUAUUAAUAUUUUUAGCAUAAAAAAAUUUAUCAGUAAAAUUCACAUAUAAACAAGCGGCAUCCAUGAAUUCAUUUAAUCUUCAAUAAUUGAUUUUGAACAAAAAUAUUAUGCUCAAGUGUGUGCUUUUAAUAGCAUCUUUAGUGACAAGCUCGCUUGCUGUCAAAAAAAUUCCGGACCACUUCCUACUCGGCACUGGAACCUCAGCUUUCCAAGUUGAGGGCGCAUGGAAUGAAGGUGGUAAAGGACCGAGCUUAUGGGAUACCUAUCUACACAACCAAAAUGCAACUGAAAAUGGUGACGUCGCCUGUGAUUCUUAUCAUAAAUGGCAAGAGGAUGUUGCAAAUGCUAAAGCUCUUGGACUAGAUUUUUACAGAUUCUCAAUUUCCUGGCCUCGUAUCCUUCCGAAUGGUACUCUAAAUAACAUUAACCAAGAGGGCAUCGACUAUUACCUAAAUUUAAUUCAAGCAUUAAAAGCAGAAAACAUCGAACCGAUGGUAACCAUUUACCAUUGGGACAUGCCCCAACAUAUUUACGAGCUGGGAGGUUUCCUCAAUCCGCAAUUUGUUGAUUAUUUUGAGGACUUUUCUAGAUUGGUGUAUAAAUUAUAUGGAUCCUACAUUAAAUAUUGGUUGACCUUCAACGAACCAUCUUUGAUAUGUCAAGGAGGCUAUGGUAUGGGCAUUAUGGCUCCAGGUUUAUUAUUGAACGGAGAUGGAAUCUACCAAUGUGGCUACGUUCUCUUAAAAGCCCAUGCCAGAGCUUACAGAGUAUACGACGAAGAAUUUAGAGCACAAUAUAAUGGUCAAGUCGGUUUGGUAGUCAAUUUUCAAUGGGCAGAGCCUGCGAGUAAUAGCACUCUAGAUCUAGAAGCUCAAGAGAGAUAUACAGAAUUUGAACUUGGUUUCUGGGUAAAUCCAAUUUAUCUUGGAAACUGGCCCCAGGUAAUGAUAGACAGAAUUUCCAAUAGAAGCAAACUUGAAGGUUUAUCCAGAUCACGUUUGCCAUCAUUCACUCAGGAAGAAAUCGAAUAUAUUAAUGGAACACAUGAUUUCUUCGCUAUCAACACUUAUGGCGUAUAUCAGGUAAAGUAUGCUCCUGAACCUGCCAUUAGCUACCCUUCCUACACUUUCGACUUAGGAGUAGAUAUAGUCAAUGAUACAACUUACUACAAUCCUAAGGGAGUGAGGGACAUGGUUAACUACAUAAGUCAAAAAUACCAGCCCAAUGGUAUCAUAAUAACCGAAAAUGGAAAACCGAGUGAAGACACUCUAGAAGAUAUGGAUAGAAUUAACUUGAUAAGAGACUAUUUGGGUAACCUAAUAGAUGCUCUGGUAGAAGAUAAAGUCAACGUUUUUGGUUAUUCCAUUUGGUCUUUAAUGGACAAUUUUGAAUGGGGAUCAUAUAAAAGUAAAUUCGGUAUUAUCCGAGUCGACUUUGAUAGUCCGAACAGAACUAGGACCUGGAAGGAAUCAGCCAAGUGGUACCAAAACGUUAUUGCUACGAGAAUUUUAGAUGAUGCCUGAUUUUGUAAAAUAAUUUUUUAGUAAAGUGAAUAGUAAAUUUAUUUAUUUUUUUUGCUUCCGCAAUUUAAAGAUUUGUUGAAGAGCAUCACAAAUCUUUAAGGAACACUUUUCAUUUCUUUGUAAAAUAAAAAGUUUUCUGCAACUUUCUUCAUGGUGA
Molecule: messenger RNA, 1742 nt
Organism: Ceutorhynchus assimilis (cabbage seed weevil)
Lineage: Eukaryota; Metazoa; Arthropoda; Insecta; Coleoptera; Curculionidae
Source: the annotation of a GenBank genome assembly